Messenger RNA from Aedes aegypti (yellow fever mosquito), 1334 nucleotides. RefSeq lists its product as uncharacterized. Bases 411 to 1334 code for a protein of 307 amino acids. The record is from RefSeq and is a predicted model, not a curated record. Lineage: Eukaryota; Metazoa; Arthropoda; Insecta; Diptera; Culicidae. The transcript is spliced from 3 exons.
UACCGUAUUCAACAAUCGAAUCUAAAUAAGAAAAGAGGAACACUGAUCACACUAUUAUGGGUCACCUAGUCACGAUUAUUAGUCACUCUGUUCCACAUGCAGUUCAAAUGAAAAUGACCAAUAAUAGUGGGUGACCCAUAAUAGUGUGACCAAUGUAAUUGUAAUUAUAAUCAUAUUGUUAUGUGUUUCACAGAGUCAACGAAUCUACCGACGAGUCAGAUGACGACAGCGAUGAAGAAGUUACCGAAGAGCUAGAGGAUGAUGAUAUCGAGUUGGCAACUGAACGCGAGAGGAGUCUAUUGGAGAAAAUUACACCUAUAUUCUCCGGUGUCAGGUGUGCAGCGCAUACCGCCCAGUUAGCGGUGUCAGACACCAUUAAAGGGGCCAAACUAAGGAAGCACUUAGAUUUGAUGCAAGCAUUCGUCAAAAAACUGCGAAAGGUUCCAUUCAAAAACCUAUUUAAGUUGAACAACAAGGAAUUGCCGAAGCCGAGUUGUGACACUAGAUGGAAUUCGUGGUACGAUAAUGCAUCCUCGCUGAAGACCAACAAAGAUUUCAUUUGUUCAAUAACGAAAAACGACAAAGAUGUUGCUCUAAGCAACGAUACAUGGACCUUUAUUGAUAAUUUUGUCGAAGGCUUCGAACCUGUAGCAAAGCUUACAAAAGCUCUGCAAUCAUCACAGCUCACCAUUGGCGAUUUUUAUUUGGCAUGGCUACGAUGCAAGCUUCUGUUGGGUAAGAAAGAUAAUCCAUUAUCGAAACAGCUGCUGGCCAACAUGGAAACUCGGGAACUAGCUUUAACCAGCAACAACGCUUUCUUGGCUGCAAUUUUCUUCGAUCAACGUAUCAACUAUCGGAAUAGUCCACUUUUCAAUGAGGAUCAACGUCAGACUGCAUUGAUGCAUCUGAAAAAUGUAUGGAAAAGCAUUCAACGUGUAUCACGAGGCGAGCCAUCAAAUGUAUCAGUAGACGAUCCAAAGGAAGGAACUAGUGGGAAUCAUGACGACGUUUUAGAGGAGUUCUUCCGUUCGCAUGAUGAGUCUCAAGAAUCAAGUAUCUCUCCAAGUUUGUUCGAUGAGUUGGAAGACUUGAGCCGCUCUCCUCGUCUGAAACUAGAGAAGGGUCAAACAAUCUUGGACUACUGGUACGGACAAAAGCAAGCUAAGCCUGAGUUAUACUGUUUGGCGGCGAUAGCACUUGCCACACCAGCAACUCAAGAGUCAGCUUCGCCAACCUUCGCUCAAGCCGGCUUCAUCUGCCUGAGCAAAUCGUUGAACGCCAGCAGAUGCGGUCUCAUCGGUUCUCCUCCCGUCGGAUUCAGUUCGAUGAGCUGA